ACAAAAUAAAUCAAAUCCAUCCUAAUAUCACCUUUACCAUGGAACUAGAAUCUUCUAACUCCAUUAACUUUCUGGAUUUAUCUAUUACCAGACUACAUGACCACUUCAACUUUGGUAUCUACCGUAAACCAACACAGACAGAUCAUGUUAUCCAUUCUACUUCUAAUCACCCUUUAUCAUAUAAACUCUCUGCUUUUCGCAGUUUUAUACAUAGAUUAAACUCUAUUCCUUUAUCCGUAACUGAAUUCAACAAAGAGUUGAAUAUUAUCAAACAGAUUGCAGUCAACAAUGGUUAUGACCCAGACAUUAUCACUAAACUUCAACAAAAAAGAGAACUCAAAUUACUACAACAAUCCGCUUUCUCUACAUCAUCCACAACUACUCCCAUCUAUGCCUCCUUACCAUUCAAUAACUCCAAAUUAUCUGAAAGAGUCAAACAUAUCAUUUCAAAUUCUUGUGACAACAUAAAAAUAUCUUUCAAAGUUAAUAACACUCUCAGCAAAAGUUUAACUAAUACCAAAGAUCCUAUCCAUUAUAUGAACCGGAGUGGGGUAUACAGACUCUCUUGUUCAGAUUGUGAUGCCACCUACAUCGGCAGAACUUACAGAUCCCUUUCUACCCGAUCUGCUGAACACAGCAAGAGAGAUACCACUUCUGCCUUUUCACACCAUUUAAAAGUCAAUAAACAUGAACUUAAGAUUCCUGAAGGUGUCCAGUUGAUACACAAUAUUCAACAAAACAAUACACUCCGUUUAGACUUAUACGAAGAUUUGGAGAUUAGCAAGGACAUGAAGAAGAGUCCCAACUGUGUCAAUAGACAAACAUCCCUUAACCGCAACUUUGUCCCCAUUCACCGCCAAUUAUUCUCAUAAUUCCUAUUUUUUCAACUUCCUCUUUUUAUCCUAUUCUUUCUCUUUCAACUUACUCUCUCUUCUUUUUCAAAAUUUCCUCUUUCCUUCACUGCUUCCAAACUCCUUUACCCGAAUAACAUUAUUAACUAUUGAACCCUAUUAACCAUCACCUCAUUAAUUCACCCUACUAUCUUUUUACUUCUUUUUCAUUUCAUUACUUCGGUCUGUUUAAUUCCACACCUCAUCUUUUCUUUAUCCCUCUCUUUCCCUUAAAAUUCUUGUCUUUAUACCUUACACCACAGCCCUCUGCUUUUUGUCUUUGACCUUUUCCAAGAAAACUUUUACCUCUCCAACUAACAUCCAUUCACUUGAUUUCAGUUCUCACAUUCAGAUCCAUUAUCAUUACAAUUUAAUUAUAUCUAUAUUCUUUUUCUUACUUUGGUUUUAUUUUAUUCAGUACACUUUCAAUAUUAUUUUCAUUUUAAUUUCAUUUUUGUAUCAACUGGACUUAACAGCUAUAAUCAUACAUUACUUUAUCUCUAAUUUCCCAUACCAACACUUUGUCACAAGAAUUCUCUCAAAACUUUUGAAAUAAAAUUAAAAAAUAAACCAUCUCAUAAUAAUUACAAUUCUUUUUCAUUCACAUAUUACACACUUUUAAUUAUUUGACUGUAUCCUAACUCAAAUCCAUUAUUUACAAAAACUUGCAUUUUUAAAUAACAAUAUUUUCCUUUUACAUAUACAACCACCAAUACAAUAUAGACUAGAUUAAAUUGCCUACCAAUUUAUUCAUUUUGUACAAUAACUUUCCAACUAAUAUUGAUUUUUCUCUUUUCUCACCUUCAUCUAUUUUUAUCUUUUUAUCUUUAUUGACAGCAGCUUACUUUCUUUCUAUCAAUUUGAUCAAUCUAAUGUUAUGGUAUACAGUCAAUAUAAAUAAUCUUAUAUUCUAAAUUAAUUUUGUAUAUCACAAUUUCUUUUCAAUAACCAAUAGAUUUAAAAUGUUAGACAUUUUCAGAUAUUAAAAUCUUUAUCAUUUGUUGUGGGUCAUGACCUUUUGGUUAAUUAUCAUUGAAAAUCGACUACCUUUUUCUCUACUGUCAAUGUCACUUCAAACAGUUCCUUAGACAUUAGUGUCACUUUAUAGUCAAAGUUGGCCUAAGAUGGUUGAUUGAGGUUUUGGUAGGGUUUCACCAUGUUCCCAUAGGCAAUAUCCUGUAACAUCGGCGUUUAGCCUGUUUAAUAUUAUUUUUAAAUAAUGUAAAUUGAAUUUUAAAUUCAACCAUUGUUUGGUUCUGGGGCUAUUUAGCAAGUAUGCACAUUCACUGAUGAUGGACCGAUAGGUCUGAAAACGUUCUGAAUUGGAGACAUUUUUAUUCAAUCCAUUGGGAUUUUUAAGUUUUAAUAAAUAUACCAAUUUACAUAGAAGUGGUUUUACUUCUUGUUAGAGUUUUUUAACUAUAUGGUAUACAGCCAACCUAGGGAACCUCCCUUUUAGUUUA
This is a messenger RNA of Diabrotica virgifera virgifera (western corn rootworm), 2353 nucleotides long. RefSeq lists its product as uncharacterized. The record is from RefSeq and is a predicted model, not a curated record. Bases 39 to 872 code for a protein of 277 amino acids. Lineage: Eukaryota; Metazoa; Arthropoda; Insecta; Coleoptera; Chrysomelidae. The transcript has 2 exons.